Molecule: messenger RNA, 1663 nt
Organism: Arabidopsis thaliana (thale cress)
Lineage: Eukaryota; Viridiplantae; Streptophyta; Magnoliopsida; Brassicales; Brassicaceae
Product: cotton fiber protein
Exons: 1
Coding region: 30-1169 (379 amino acids)
Cellular component (GO): membrane
Source: RefSeq, marked reviewed
ACAAAACCAACAUAAAACACAACCCAAAAAUGGAGUUACUAACGACGGUCGCGAGCUUUUUCACUCCGACGACUCUUUUCCUCCUUCUUAAUCUUAUGAUCGGUACAAUCGUCGUAACCUCUCGACUCGGGUCAGGUUCAAGAAAACAUUACCAGCAUCACGAUGGAUUCGGGUCAGGUCAUGCUCCGGCUCCGUUAGCUAGAGCUCCAUCGAUUAUCGACCGAGUCAAGUCCAUCAAUUUUCAUCUCUACAAAUUUCCUCAUCCAGAAACUGAGCUUUUCUCGAUGACAGCUCACCACGACAUAAUCGGGUCGGAUCUUCAUGUUUACCCGGAUCCAAAUCCGGCUCCGUUACAACGUGCUCCUUCUCUUUUGGAUCGGGUCAAAUCUAUCAACAUGUCUUAUUUCAAGUUCCCACACGACGUAACCGGGUCGGAUCCUCACUCCCACUCCCACUCCCACCUAGAUUUACACCCGGAUCCGGCUCCGGCACCGUUACAACGAGCUCCUUCUCUUCUGGAUCGGGUCAAAUCCAUCAACAUGUCAUACUUCAAAUUCCAGCAGUAUAACCCGGAGGAGAAUGAUUAUGCUCAUCACACAGAACCGACCCGAUUCGAAAGUAUUCCGACCCGGAUGGGUCGGGUUGACCCGAUUGAUAUCUCAAAAUUCAGAAUCCCGGAAGAAGAUCAACCAACCGGAACCGGAGUGAACAGUCAAAUUAACCCGCCCGGUUUAACUCGAGCUCCGUCUAUCUUAGAACGGGUCAAAUCCAUUAAGCUAUCCUCCUUCUACAGAUCCGACCCGGAUUUGGAUCAAAAACAAAAUCCGGAUCCGGUUCUUCACGAGGAGCACAAGCAUGUACGAAGCAAAUCGGAAUCGAAAAAACCGGUGAAGAAGAAGAAGAAAGCUUUAACGAAGAUGACAAAAUCGGCUAGCGAGAAAUCAGGUUUUGGUUUCGCAGGAAGCCAUGCGGAAGCGCCGGAGACGGUGGAAUCCCUCGAACGGAGAAGACCAGAUACAACGAGAGUCGAAAGAUCGACGUCUUUCGGCGACGGCGAAGAUGGCGUCGACGCGAAAGCUUCAGAUUUCAUCAACAAAUUCAAACAGCAGCUGAAAUUACAGAGACUCGAUUCGAUUCUGAGGUACAAGGAGAUGCUUAAGGCCCAUUGAAGCCGUCUCCGUCGCCGGUGAUUAUUGUAUUCCUCGCCGAUGUCUGGCUCGCGGUUUUGUUUGCCGCCGUUUUUCACGUAGGAGACAGGAGUGGACAUUAUCUGAAUUACCGAUAAUAUCCCUGUAUGUUUGAGGAUAUUUAAGUAAUUUAUUAAUUAGUUAAUGUGAAUUUGUUAUUGUUUAGUUCAUAAAGAGACAAGAAAGAAAAAAACGUAGUUGCUUAGCGAAGUAUGUGUGGCGUUAAAAUUGGAUCUAGGACGUUGUUUUGCGUCUUAAUUCUAAUGAUCAUUCAUUCACUUGGCAAUUUUUUCGAGAUGUUUGGUACACGUUUCCUAUUUUCUGCCCUAUUUUCAGGUUGGUUUAUUCUAUUUAUUUAAAAUUUUCUAGGCAAAAUUGUUCGUGCCAUGAUACAGAUUAUAUUAAGAGUUCUAUUUGAAUAUUUUUGUACAUAUACAGAUAUACUUCCUAUUUUGUAUCAUAUAUACUUUUAGAUU